AUGGGUUUUCUUCAAAGCUCGGGUAUCAGAAGUAGGAGACACGUUCCGUCCAUUUCGAGGUUGUUCCUCUUGCUCUGGCUGCUCCUCGUCCCGACCUACUCUGGUGUACCCUCCAAAGCCGUAGAUGAGAGGAACGUGUUCAAAGUGGGCGUGAUUCUUGAUUUGGACUCACAUCUCGGCAACCAAAUGCGUAUGGCGAUCGAGAUAGCAUGCCAAGACGUGAACGGCAUCUCGUCAUCAGGAAUUCAUUACAUAAAGCCGCAUUACAUAAAUUCCCACGCGAAGUCCCUUCGUGCAAUUUCAGCCGCUGAAAAGCUGAUCAAAAGGAAGAAUGUGCAAGUUAUUAUUGGCUUGGAGACAUGGGAGGGAGCAACUUUAGUAGCUGAAAUCGCUAAUCAAUCUCAGAUACCAGUCAUAUCCCUUGCCAGAGACCAUGUAGCACCGACAUUGAUGGCACAAACUCUAUGGCCUUCACUGUUUCGAAUGAGUACCGAUGAAUCCGACCAAAUUAAAUGCAUCGUAGAUGUAGUUGGUUCUUAUAACAGGCAAAGAGUAACAAUAAUAUAUGAGGCAGGGGCGUACGAUACUAUGUACUCCAAGCUGUUAAAUUCAUUGUCAGAGGAGCUUGGAAAAAUCGGCUCAACAAUAGAGAACCAGCUGAUUCUUCAACCAUUCUCAUCUCCAGCCGGAGCAGAAGUGUCUUUGGAAGAAAAUUUAAUGAAGCUGAAAGGAAAGGCAUCUCCAAUCUUUAUUGUUUUAGGAUUGUCGUCACCCAGAAGCACUCAUUUUCUCGAAGAAGCAAAGAAGAUGGGACUCUUCUACGGAGAUUCAAUUUGGAUAUUUGCUGAAAAACCAUUCACCAAUCUCCUAACUUCAGUAGAUCAUUCACCAAUCUCCUCCCCUGUCGAAGAUGCGAUAGGAAUAAUCACCUACCGUCCCAAAAACCAGGCAUAUAGAGGAUUCAGAUCUAAAUUCUUGAAUAUGUUUCGCAAGUAUGGAGAGAAGUUCAAUUUUGAGCCAGCAAUCGAUGCUGUUCGAGCAUACGAUUGCAUUAUGACAGUUAAAAAUGCCAUAGAUGCAGGGCCGAGCCAUGAUAUAAUGCCUGAGAUUUUGCUUAAUAGAAUAUCGCACACCAGACUCAUGGGUUUGAGCGGGCCAAUACAAUUUGAGAAUGGUCAGUUGGCAUAUCGACCCAAACUUCAACUUGUGAGUGUUAAUGGAAAAGAAUAUAGAGAGCUUAAGCCUUGGUCCCCCAAUUUCGGUUUCUCGAGGAGUUUUGUGGCAAAACAAGGUUCGAGAAGGAAUGCAUAUGCAAUUGCAGACAUAUCCAAGACCCAAGAAGAACGGACUUCUGUUGAGAACAAGCCCAUGGUGAUCGGAGUUCCUGGUAAAACUUCCUUUGAUAAGCUGUUUCUCAUUUUCCCAAUCGUUUAG
Molecule: messenger RNA, 1434 nt
Organism: Eucalyptus grandis
Lineage: Eukaryota; Viridiplantae; Streptophyta; Magnoliopsida; Myrtales; Myrtaceae
Product: glutamate receptor 2.9-like
Exons: 3
Coding region: 1-1434 (477 amino acids)
Source: RefSeq, a predicted model, not a curated record